AUGGGUGUUCGUCUUCUUGGUAUCAGAAAGGCAUCAUUUGCUGCAAACCAAGCAUCUUCAAAAGUUGUGGAUAUCCCAAAGGGUUACCUUGCAGUCUAUGUUAGAGAGAAAAUUACCAACAAAAUGAAGCGGUUUGUUAUCCCCAUUUCAUACUUGAACCAACCUUCCUUUCAAGUUUUGUUGAAUCAAGUUGAGGAAGAAUUUGGGUAUGACCAUCCAAUGUGUAGCCUCACAAUACCAUGCAAGGAGAAUGAGUUCCUAAAUGUCACUUCUAACUUGAAAUUAAUGGUUGAGGAAGAGUUUGGAUAUGACCAUCCCAUGGGUGGCCUCACAAUUCCUUGGAGUGAAGAUGUCUUCCUAGGUAUAACUUCUCGCUUGAAUUGA
Molecule: messenger RNA, 384 nt
Organism: Glycine soja
Lineage: Eukaryota; Viridiplantae; Streptophyta; Magnoliopsida; Fabales; Fabaceae
Product: auxin-induced protein X10A-like
Exons: 3
Coding region: 1-384 (127 amino acids)
Biological process (GO): response to auxin
Source: RefSeq, a predicted model, not a curated record